Cicer arietinum (chickpea) is the source of this 750-nucleotide messenger RNA. RefSeq lists its product as uncharacterized. The record is from RefSeq and is a predicted model, not a curated record. Lineage: Eukaryota; Viridiplantae; Streptophyta; Magnoliopsida; Fabales; Fabaceae.
GCCACUCACAAAUUUCCAAUUUUAUAUACUCAAUUAACCUCUUCCUUGCUAAGAAGAAAAAAACCUUGAAGAAAAAUCACACAUUUUGUUUACAGAUUCAAAUUAUACUCAUUUCUUCCCUACAUUUUUCUUCAAAUGAGGCCUUUUUAUAUAGUCUCUCUUCUCAUUUUGUUAAUUCUCCUUACAAAAGCUCAAGGGAUACGUUUGGGGAAAGUUACUUUAGCAUUUGAGCAAGAGAAACAUGAUGAAGAAAACACCUUGUUGAAAAGAAGUAACACUAUCAAUGAUGCAAAUGAAGCUAUUCUCUGCAAUGACAAAAAACAAUGCACAGGAAAUAUAAAGAAUAGGAAAUCUGUUACUACUUCCAUUUCCACAACUAAAUCCUUGUCAAAGAAUGUGAAGAACAGAGAGGAUGUGAAUGUCAAUGAGGAAGCAAAGGAUAUAAAAGUAAAAUCAAUGACUACUUCUAAGUAUUAUGCUACUGAGGAUCUUGUAGACAUAACUGAGAUGGAUUAUUCUCCAGCUAGGAGAAAGCCUCCAAUACACAAUUAAUUAAUUAAGUCUAGGAAAAACAGACAAAAGUUCCUUAGAUUUGGAUUUAUAAAAUAUAUAUUAUUAACAGAAAAGUAGAGCAUUGCAGAAAUGCUGCAAUUUUUUAAGGCUUAGGAAUGAUUUGUACAUUAUUUAUUAUUAUGUCACCUUUAUUGAUUACAAUCUACUUUAAGAAAUAUAUAUCCUUUUGGCUAUUAA